CAUAGUUCAUAUCUUCGCUCGUGUUGUCGUGUGAUGCGGGACUGUGAGAGGGGGGCUUUACCGUCUCCUCGUGUCUCAGUCCUCAAACACGGAGACAUAUUCAUGGUAUCAGGGGGGUUAAAGUCAUCUCGGGGGGUUUUGCAGUGCGAAACGAAUCAGCACUCUUAUCUGUUACUGGGGGAUGAGCGACGACCACAGCUCGGAUAACGGCAAGAGAAACUCUGGGUAUACCAGUAUUGAGCAAAUGCUGGCUGUGAAUCACGGGAAGACGCCCAUCAGUCUGCUGCAGGAAUAUGGAACGCGGAUAGGCAAGACCCCAGUGUACGACCUGCUGAAGGCCGAGGGUCAGGCCCACCAGCCCAACUUCACCUUCCGCGUGUCGGUGGGAGACAUCAACUGCACCGGCCAGGGCCCGAGUAAGAAAGCUGCCAAGCACAAAGCGGCAGAGGCCGCCCUGAAAAUGCUGAAAGGAGGAAUGCUGGGAGGGAUCGAAGGAAAUGGGAUAGAGGGAGACGGAUUUGUGGGGAUCGAUAUGGAGGGGGAAUGCAAUCAGUCAGAGAUGAAAUCCUCCAGUUCAACGCAGCAAGCUGAGUGCAAUCCAGUUGGAGCUUUGCAGGAACUAGUGGUGCAGAAAGGUUGGCGUUUACCCGAGUACACAGUCACUCAGGAAUCUGGACCCGCUCACCGCAAAGAGUUUACGAUGACCUGCAGGGUAGAGAGAUUUGUGGAGAUAGGUAGUGGUACAUCUAAAAAGCUUGCUAAAAGAAACGCAGCCGCAAAGAUGCUAUCUCGUAUACAUGAUGUACCUGUGGACAUGCGCACCAGCCAUGAGGCCGAGGCAGAAGAUGACACCUUCGGCAUGCAAAUGGGAGGCAGACUUGAGGGAGGAAAGUCGAAAGGUCUCGGCUGCACGUGGGACUCUUUGAGGAACUCUGCCGGUGAGAAGAUCCUGCAGUUGCGUUGUCAUCCGCUGGGUCAGCCCGAUUCCAACGACUUAAAUUUCUGUUCUCUACUUCACGAACUUUCAGAGGAGCAACGCUUUGAUGUCAGCUACCUGGACUUGGAGGAGCGCAGUCUGAGCGGUCUGUACCAGUGUCUGAUUGAGUUGUCCACUCAGCCAAUCACCGUCUGCCAUGGAUGCGCCUCCACCUUGGACACAGCACGUGCCAGCGCCGCACACAACGCCCUUCAGUACCUCAAGGUCAUGGCAGGGGGAAAGUAAACCCCCGUAACUCCUCACCUGUUACUAUUAUUCUCCCUGUUUUGCCCCCAAGGUGCAAUAUCAAGUGAGUAUAAACAUAGUUGUACUACCCUUAGUACUGUGAAUUAUGGGCCCUGUUGUUUCGUGUGGCAGAUGCACUCUGUUGGUCUGCAGGGGGCGCAGUAGACAGAGUUUCAGCCCUGUAGGAGGAACUGAUGCCUUUGUUUUGCUUCAUGAGCCACGCCACAAUGAGUGUACACAUUUAUACCAAUGCCUACAAAGUUAGGCAGGGUACACUAAUAAUAUUAUUUAUAUUAUUUUCUAUGAUUCUUUUUAAAAAUAUAUUUCUUUUUUGCUUUUUAGCUGCCAUCAAUUUGUUCUUUUUAAGCAUUGAUUUUUAAUAUUUAAAUUGUGCCAUCUUGUUGGUACUCAUAAAAUUGAACCCAUUAAACGGAAACACGUUACCAACAUUCUAUUUGUUUUGUUUUUUAAAGCUUGUAAAUGUGUUUUAACUAUGUCUCAUACACAUUGCUUUUCAUUUGGCAUUUUACUGAUGGAUGUUAUUUCUCGACUAUGAUUUUGUCGUAUUAUGUGUUUGUUAAAUAAAGUUUUUCAGCUAUUAAAACUACAAUGUUGUUUUUUGUUUGCAUUUUCUAUCUCUGAGAAAGUUUUGUUUGCCAAUUCAGUGUACAAUAGGCUGGACAAACAUACAAAGUAUGAAUGUGCGCUAUAUGUCAUUUGUGUGUUUCUACAAUUUCAUAUACACAAUAAAGUCAUUUUGGUCUGUUGACAUUA
Molecule: messenger RNA, 1996 nt
Organism: Triplophysa dalaica
Lineage: Eukaryota; Metazoa; Chordata; Actinopteri; Cypriniformes; Nemacheilidae
Gene: tarbp2
Product: TAR (HIV) RNA binding protein 2
Exons: 7
Coding region: 182-1222 (346 amino acids)
Biological process (GO): regulation of miRNA processing; regulation of viral transcription; regulation of siRNA processing
Cellular component (GO): RISC-loading complex
Molecular function (GO): pre-miRNA binding; double-stranded RNA binding; siRNA binding
Source: RefSeq, a predicted model, not a curated record